Messenger RNA from Dimorphilus gyrociliatus, 2799 nucleotides. The record is from the annotation of a GenBank genome assembly. Lineage: Eukaryota; Metazoa; Annelida; Polychaeta; Dinophilidae.
GAAUAUUCAGUAGAUCUUUUCUGACUGAAAAAGAAUUUAUCGGCCCACUUCUUAAAAUUACUAAAAAUGUCAAAAAUAGCUACACAGAAUGAAUUGGGCUAUUUAAAUGAUAUAAUAAAUACCCUAUCCGCCUCCUCAGACAAAAGAGCAAGGCUAAAGCACAGAGUUGAGAAGGAUUACAAGGAAUCCGAUAAAAUUUUAGGUGAUUUGGUAAGAGAAAAUUAUACAUCACUCGAAUUGUUAGUCAAGUCAUUUCAAGGAAUAUCAGAAAAAAUAACCGAUUCUCAAAAGAGGAUAAGAGGCCUGAAAGAAAAUUUACAGAGUUGUAAAAAUCUAUUGAGAUGUAAAAGGGAGGAAUUAACGAAAUUAUGGACGGAUGCUAUAGAACAGAAAACGCUAUCGUCUCUUUUAGAUGAAAUUGACAGAGUAAGAGAAUGUACUCAGCAACUUCCGUUCCUUCUUCACAAUAAGCGUUACUUAGAAGCUACAACUGCCGUUAUAAAUUGCGUAAGAAUAAUUGAAUCUGAAUUACAAGAUGUUGAUGCAUUAAGGGAAACUAAAAGAGAAUUAGAAUUAAAGAAAGCAGAAAUUGUUACUAAAUUAAAAAAUGAGCUUUAUAAACAAAUCUAUAUAAAAUCUACAGCAUGCAUUGUACGAAACUUUCAAAGAAUGGGAUCAACAAGGGCUUCUACGAGAUCUACGGGUUCCCUUCAGUCAAAUAUUGAUUUAAAAUCAGAUUUGGUUAUGGAUGAUGAACGUAGGGAUGAACUUAUGAAUGCCGAUUUGCAUGAGUUGAGGAAUUUUGCCGAAUUUAACGACGUCCCUAUAGAGGAAAUCGAAGAGAAACCUGUUCAAUAUAUAGGCGUUCUUAUUGAAUCCCUGGCUAUUCUUAAUGAAUUAAAGGAUGCUUUAUAUUCGGUAAAGGAAAAGAUCAAAUUUGGUUUAAAGUCUAUUAUUCAAAGAGCAUCACAACAAGUAUCAGAUAAUGCUUACGCUCACGCGCAGAAUGGAAAAACAAAUAACGACCCAUCAUUGUUAAAGGAUCUCUUUGAUCUAAUAUUUCAACAAUUUAGAUUGGUUGUUCGCGUUCACGAAAUCAUACUAGCUUAUUCUAAUCGGGCUCAAUGGAAGAGGGGUCUACCUGCUUUAGAUAUCUAUUGUAUUCAAGAUGUUUGGGUUCAGGCCCAGAAAGUUGUUCGAAAUCUGUUGCUGGAAUAUAUCAAUUAUUCCAAAAAUGAUAUCAAAAAGAAAGAUAGAAGUACACUAAACGACAAAAACGUUGAUAUUUCAUCUUAUUUUAAUAAAAGGAGGCCAAAAGUUGAAUCUACUCUAUUUAAAUUUGAAUAUUCUUCUCACGCCCUCAGCUUAAAAUCUUAUGAACGAGAGGAAAGACAAAAUGCAUAUGCCAAUCAGGGAGUUGAAGAUGAACCAGAAAUAGUGGGUCAGCAAACCGUUUAUAUAUGCAGUCCAAAGCCCGAGAAUAUCGUUCAGGUUUACUCUUCUGUUAUUGAAUUUUCAGUAGACAUUGGAAAGGCGCUAAAUACUAGAAAUACUUCACUGCAAUUAAAUAUCGAUAUACAUAAUUUUAUGACUGGUGCCUAUUUACGUAUACUAAAACAGCAAUGCCUAGAAAAAUUACAACUAGCAACAGCCGAUACUAAUUGGUAUAAGUAUAUUACGCUGAUUAAGGAAGGAGUCGAUAAUCAACUACCUAUUUUCACGGCAGCUAUAACUGUUAUUGAUUGCAUAAAUAAAUUGAAGGGAUCCUCGGAUAAUAUUCCCAAUUAUUUAAAAGAAUUUAGUGACAUUUUGAGCGACGUCAUUUAUGCUUUUUAUGAUAAAAGUCGAAUAGUGUAUGAACUCAUUAUUAGUAAAAGAACAGUUAGUAGUUCUUGGGUCCAAGAUGACGACAUUACUAGAUUAUUACUAUCUCAACAUAGUUGGAGAGUUUUAGACAAUGGCAAUAAAACAAAAACAGUAGAAGAAUUUAGCAAAAAUUCAGAUAAAGAGGCAGAAAUUUUUACUAAUAACUUGGCGUCUCAAAAUUUCCUACAACGAGUAGACUUGAUGACUGAAGAUUCUACCGAUACCCUCAAGAUCAUUUCAUGCCUUAUUCAUACAAAUCUUUUCCUUCUAAAUCAUUUAAAAGACUUUCAAAUGGCUGCUAAGGACGAUAUGAUCAAACUAAAUAACAAUUGCAUUCUUCUAUUAUACAUAGAAAUAAGAGUAAAUUGUUUCUUCUACUUACAGCCGAUAGCUGGCCAUAUUGAAAAAUCAGCAGAAAAUGUUCAGGCAGCCGUUAGACACCUAAGAGACAGGACUUACAAUAGCGCAACUGAUGAUCUUAAAGUUGACCCGAAAAUUAGCGAAUUAAAUAGGAAUUUAACUACCCUAGCUGAAGCUCUGUCUUAUGCUCUUCCGUCAGCAUAUUUUCGAUAUAUUAUGUCAGGGGUAGGAUAUGUCAUUGGUUCAAUACUUAUUAAUUCUGCAUCUAAAAUAAAAAGAAUGAACCAAAAUGGGGUAAAGAAAAUGAUACGAAACAUAUUUUCCUCUCAACAAACAGUUGGAAAAAUUCUGAGUACUCGAUCUUACACUGGUUUAGAUUCGGCUAGACAAUAUUACGAGCUACUUUAUCGAAAACCCGAUGAUCUCUUAAGUGCUAUCAUUGAGCAAGGAACAUCGAGUUUCUCACAUAUCCAAUACGAAGCAUUGAUCCGACUUCAGCAUAGAUCUCUUCGGUUAACAGAGAAAAGUCUAGAAGAGAAUCUACGAAAAUUAACUGAAGCACUAACUUCUUAA